GGAGAUGGCGAGAGAAGUUUGUCUGCGGCGCAGGUCCACUGAACACUCACCGCGUUUCGUUUGGCGAACAGCAACCGAGAGAGCCUGCGCAGACGCUUCCCAGACGACGCUGGGGGGAAUAAUCUGAGAGCUCCAAAAACUAAAAGAACCGACAACAACAAACUAACAAACAAACCCACCAACAACAGCCCACAGCUUAGUUUGUUUGUCUUUUUUAUUUUCAUUUCUUUUCCUUUUUAAAUUAAAAGAAAAACCUCAUCUGUAGUCAUCAUCGAUGCCGCCGAACUAGCGGGAAUUAAAGCUCGGGCCAGGCGGACAGGACAGCGGCCGCGCGCGGACCUCGGGUUUCGCCCCGGCGGAAGGGAGCGACCCUCAUCCUGGAGAGGCAGAGCCGAGCCCAGCAGAAGCGCAAGGCGACAGACGCGGGCGAGGAGGACGGUCCGAGCGACGGGGGCAGGAUGAACAGCAGCAAGGUCGAGAAGGAGAACGAGCCCACCGAGUUCGCCGGCCACGAGGAGGAGGUCCGAACGCUGUUUGUCAGUGGCCUGCCGCUGGAUAUCAAGCCGCGGGAGCUCUAUCUGCUGUUCAGACCAUUUAAGGGCUAUGAAGGCUCCCUGAUCAAACUCACCUCUAAACAGCCGGUGGGGUUUGUCAGCUUUGACAGUCGAUCAGAGGCGGAGGCUGCUAAGAAUGCCUUGAACGGGGUCCGAUUUGAUCCAGAAAUCCCCCAGACCCUGCGUCUGGAGUUCGCCAAGGCCAACACCAAGAUGGCCAAGAACAAGCUGGUUGGCACUCCCAACCCCCCUCCCUCCCAGCAGAGCCCCGGCCCACAGUUCAUAAGCAGAGACCCAUAUUCGCUGGCUCCCACCUGCAGACGGAACUCCUCAGGGAUGGAAGUCCAGGCAGUUCUGCUGAAGUAUGUGCAGCAGCAGCCUCAUGGGCCUCAGGACAUACUAGAACCCAGCCUCCAUCACACAUCGAGUCCCCACCACCACCAUGCCCAAAGUCCCUCCAACUCUUUUUUUUUUAUACUGUUACAUACUCAAGAUUAACUGGCAGUGCUUUGGCCGCACCUCCAUUAAAGGGUACCGGGCAUGUACGACAAAGGGCGCACGUCGAUGACACGGAUUGCGCAUCAGUCGCGUCGCCCAGCGCGAGUGACUCGCAAUCCGCCUCUAAGUCCGCCUCGACAAUGGCCGUUUCAAAAAUGAAAGCGCAUCGGUGUUGAUGUGGCCUAACAUGAGCAGGUCUCUUGCUUUGCAUGCUGUACUGUAGAUGCAGGUGUAAAGACAGCCCACCAAAGGAGUGCAAAUACAUUUCACGCAGUCACUUUGCAAGGCCAAAAUGUGUGGAUGUGCAGCUCAAGCACUGCUAUAAUGUUAUCAUAUUACUAUAAUUAUUACUAUUCUGUAUAUCAUUCAUAUUAAUGUUAUUAUGAUUAUUAAAUACAUGUUGAAGCAUGACUUUGCAAAAAAGGAAGAAAAAAAAACAAUGCUGUACAUUUUUAGAUAUUUUAAAGAAAUACAAAAAGGUAUUUUUGUAAUCCAGACGAUGUUUGAAAUGGUUCCGUUUGAUUGGUAUGUGUUGUGCUUUUUUGCCCUCCGUCUUUUGUGCCAUUAUAAAAUGCUAUGUCACCCUGCUAUACCAAAGCAGUCCUGUCGGUUUGCUUCUGUCUUUUCUACAUGCUGCGUGGACUCAGUUUUGCCCGUCUGUGUCUUUACCCAAGGAAGCAGACAUAUGAGUCCUUUUGUCUGAUGUGCUUCGGUUUCCCGACCGAGCAGUCGGCGUCAACACUGGGCGACAACAGCACCCCUGAUCCAGCUCAUAAUUUUGCAGUUUGGAGGUAAUCAGAUGUGUUUGACAGGCAUUGACAGGAAUAAGCCAUCGGUAGUGAAGGUAGCGUGACCCCAGCGACUGCAGAACAUGGCAAACUGAGUCCUGCUAUAAUUAGAAUAGGCCUCUUCAUUGUCUAGCAGCAGGACAGCAGCACAGUAUAGAGGGAUGAAAGACCAAAGGCUUCUUUUUUUUUUUACACUGGAGAGCUAUCUAGGCUAGUGGAGUUAUUCCAUUUUUGACUGCUUUGUAGUCCUCAAUCUGAUUUCUUAUGAAGUAUGACGUUAUUUUUGCUGCACGUCUCUUUUGGUGUCACUCCAAAGAGCAACUCUGAGUCUGAAAAGAUAUUCACUUUAAGCAAUUUGUCUCUCUUGUCUAUUUUUAGGGGAGCCAAUGUGAUUCAACCUGCUUUUGUAAAUUCUGAAUUUACAUACUAAUGAUUGGAGUGGGGGAGAAAAAACAAAAAUCUUUUGUAAUCUUCUGUAUUCUGGGCCUGCAAUAAUGUCUUUACUGUGUGACAUAUCAUCGAGUGAUGAUGUUCCUGUGACAUUUUGACGCCGAAAUUCUCAUCCUUGUCACAGUUGUACUAAAUCAAAUCGCGUGUCUAGUACCUUCGUGAUAAGGCCAAGUCACAUUUCCCAGUGAUGUGACAAUCAAAAAACUGAAACAAGAAAACAACAAUCUUCCCUGUGAUGUUGAAGCCCAGAUGUGAACAAUCAUGUUGGGCUGGUUGAAUCAUAUAGUCAGUGUUUGUAAUUAAUGAUAAUAAUAAUAUGCACGCAAAUCAUAUUGACUGAUUUUAAGCAGUUCAUUGCUUUUACAGACAUUUUUUAAGCCAAGUGUGGCGCCAAAUUUAUAAGUAUUUAUAAGGUGUGUGUGUGUGUGUGUGCGUGUGUUUUUUUUAUGGGUAUCAUGUUUUUUGAAGUUCAUAGAAGAUGCCCAUCAUAUAAUUCAUUGUAAGUAUUAUUGUAAGUUUAAUUGUAUAUUCAUUUUUGGUAGUUUCUCUUUUCUAGAGCUUCAUUUUGCAUUUGUAUCCGAAUGAUUGGAACAUGCUGUAUGUGAUAUAUGAAUACUGUUCUAUCUUCACUGUGAAAUCCAGAGAAAAACAUGCUCUUCGAACGAAUGGAUCUUUGUGUUUUGUCAGCAGUAAGGUACAGAAGUUCCUUGAAAUUAAUGAUAGUGAAUCCCUCCUUUUGGUAAUGAAAACUACUCCUCUCUCGUUUCGGUAUACCGUGUGCAUACCUGUGUGUUCUGUGCAUGUGCGUGCGCGUGUGUGUUCCCUUUCUUAAUGCAUACAGUACUGUUGAUACUCUAGCCGCUGUAAGGAGAAACUGUAUUUCAGUGAAUUGCAGAGGUGUGUUUUGUUUGAAACCAAAAAAAGAAAAAGGUGAUCAAAAUGAGAAGUUUUUAUGAAAAUGUUAAAUGAAGACAUUUCAGGCCGCGUGCCAUUAAAAAUUGACGUCA
This is a messenger RNA of Scophthalmus maximus (turbot), 3297 nucleotides long. Its product is annotated as RNA-binding protein with multiple splicing. Gene Ontology annotation, molecular function: mRNA binding. The coding region runs from base 459 to 1052 and encodes 197 amino acids. The record is from RefSeq and is a predicted model, not a curated record. The transcript has 7 exons. NCBI's taxonomy places the organism in Eukaryota, Metazoa, Chordata, Actinopteri, Pleuronectiformes, Scophthalmidae.